GUCGAAAUUGGACGUUGGUUAUUUACAUGACUGUGGUCACCAGCUCAGUUCACACCCUUGAUCUCCACUGAAUAUGUGUGCGGAUUCAAUAUACCGAGUGGCAGUGGACUGGCGAUGCUCGUUCCGAAUUCGUGGAGCUGAGCUUUCGAAGCCUUCUCUUCGCACUAUUGGUCCUACGCCUCACACAGGUUUCUGAAAGGCAGAAAUACGAUGAACUCGCCAAAGCUCUCAGACUCAAGAGAAACGGAAUCAGUCCACUCAUCGGGCGAAUCGGACAACGAUGAAGAACUCUGGCUCUUACCACCGUCUACCACCACUGCUGCUCCUCGGAUCCUACCACGUCCUAGUGUGAUUGGGACGGCGUCGGAUUUGGAAUGGGCGGCAAGGCCGCAGCACGGAGAUAUUUACGAGCGAUUGGAAGACUUUUUUCCCGAACACGACUUGGACAAGCCGAUUUUGGCCCAAGAGCCGGAAAACGUUGAAGACGCUAAGGAUUCUGGGACAGUUGCAGCUGUACGGAGAAUUGCCGAGCGAAAAUCGAUACGGACACUUGCAGAGGAAUACAGCAAGAGAAAUCGCACGAACGCUGUGGAAGGAGGAACACCGACUGAUACAGAACUCAAGAAAAGAACCAAACUAUGGGGAAGCAAACUGGAGGUUCAGCAUAUACCAGGAACUGCCCACUCCCUACAGCCCGAUUCACCUUCCAAACCUCAACCUGCUGCAUUCAAAUGGGUCUGCGGUGAACUCAUUGGGAGGGGCACCUACGAUCGAGUCUACCAUGCUCUCAACGCCGAAACAGGAGGAAUGAUGGCCGUGAAACAAGUAGAAUUGCCUACGAUGGUCAACGAUAGAAGACAAAUGUCGUUUUUGCAUGCACUCAAGAGGGAGAUGGAAAUGUUGAAAGACCUUGAUCAUCCGAACAUCGUGCAAUACCUAGGCUUCGAGGAAACGCCCUCAAAAUUGAGCAUGUAUGUCGACUCUUAUUUUUUUCGCUUCUGCUUAGUAUUCCUCUGUAGUUUCUUAGAAUACGUUCCCGGUGGUUCCAUCGGUGGUGUCCUUCGAACGCAUGGCAAGUUGAAUGAAGGAAAUACAAUAUUCUUCACGACGCAAAUUCUAGAAGGCCUCGAUUAUCUCCAUUCGAAAGAUAUCACUCAUGGGAACCUGACCUCCGACAACAUCCUAUUGGAGACCAACGGGAUUUGUAAGAUCUCUGACUUUGGGCUCUCAAGGCGCCCUACCGAUCCAGAGAGCGAAGAGCUCAAGCUUCACGGAGCGGUCUUCUGGAUGGCACCCGAAUUGCUGACUUCACAGAGGGACCAUUCCUCCAAAGUAGAUAUCUGGAGUAUCGGGUGCUUAUUCUUGGAAAUGGUAUCAGGAAGGCGACCGUGGACUGGUGAAAACACAUUUGCAGUCAUGCUUCAGAUCUACCAGAAGCAGCUACCUCCACCGGUACCAGUAGGUACGCACCUACCGGACCUCGCAGAGGAUUUUAAAGCGAGGUGUUUUGCAAUAGAUCCGGACGAGCGUCCGAGUGUCAAAGAACUACUAGGUCAUGAGUAUCUGAAGCUCUCGCCGGAUUGGAAGUUCACUAGGUUUGUUGAAAGAACGGAACAAAGGUCGUAAUCAAAUCAUCGUAUAUUUCAUUAAUUUAUCAUCUACCGUCCAAAUAUGUUUCGAGGGAUACCUGGCCAACAAUACGAACUACCGGAAGCCUCGGGCUCGAAAACUUGGAGCAAGGUAUAGC
Molecule: messenger RNA, 1747 nt
Organism: Marasmius oreades (fairy-ring Marasmius)
Lineage: Eukaryota; Fungi; Basidiomycota; Agaricomycetes; Agaricales; Marasmiaceae
Exons: 5
Coding region: 211-1626 (471 amino acids)
Biological process (GO): protein phosphorylation
Molecular function (GO): ATP binding; protein kinase activity
Source: RefSeq, a predicted model, not a curated record